AUGGGUUUGCUUUCCAUCCCCCACACCAGCCUGCGGACCUUUGGGGACAGAGCGUUUAGUGUGGCAGCCCCCACCCUUUGGAACUCUAUUGCAGCAGAGAUCCACAACACUGCUUCUUUGGGCAAUACUAAGGCCUAUGAUCUUUUCAAACUGGCGGCGCCGGAGGACACCGAUUGCUGGGAUCACGUGAUCCAUCUUCAGUUGUCAAGCUCGGGGGACUGGGCACCCUGUGACACCCAGAGGGUGGAGAUCCCCAGAAGAGAGAUGGAGGUAAUUAAGGGCCAAAUGGUGGUGUUGCAGGCCUGGUACAGCCCCACCUCAGACAUUGCCAAAAACUCGAUCAUUUGGCAGUUCUCUGGUAAUGAGUCCAAACAGGUGAUAAACUACAGCGCAGGUGAAGUAGGGCACGGCCAGAACGAGUUCACCAACCGAGUUGGUUUCAGUGUGGCCAUGCCCUCCGCCAACCUAUCCAUCUACAUCAACAACACCCAAGAGUCGGACUCGGGGCGCUACAUGUGCAGCGUUAUCAUCCCCGGAGGCGCUGGCAUCCUCGGAGAGAUGAGUCUUAAUGUCAAAGUUUGUACAAUGACGGGCAGUCCGGUGCUGAAGGGCAACGUGACUCUGAGCUGUAAGUCGAGUCAUGGCAAGCCUGUCCCUCAGUACAAGUGGACCAAGGCUGCUCCCAUGUCGGAGGUCUUCUUCUCUCCAAUGCAAAAUGAGCGGCAAGGCACCCUCCGGCUCAGCAACCUCACCAUGGGCAUGUCGGGGAAGUACGUAUGCCGGGCCAGCAACACCGCUGGCUCGGACAGCUGCUCCAUCAACCUGGAGGUUAUCACCUCUUCCAACGCCGGUGUGAUCGCGGCAGCCACACUGGGGUCCAUUGUGGGGCUGGUGGCCAUGGUGCUUUUCCUAAUCUUCAUACUGAGGAGGAAGAGGGACACGGAGGAGGAGAUCGCCAAUGAAAUAAAGGAGGAUGCACAGGCACCAAAGCGAGUGUCUUGGGCAAAGAGCAACACAGGCUCAGACAUCGUUUCCAAGAACGGCACGCUGUCCUCAAUAGCCACCAGUCCCCGGCCACGAGACCCCCAUCAACCCAAUUUCCACUACCCCUAUUCCCCGACGCUGGUCUCUGAGCCGGGCUCGGUCAUCAACGCCUACCAGCUGCGCCCCGGCGAAGCCAACACCCUCCAGGGACUUCCUGGGUACACCCUCGGCGGGACCCCUUUACGUAAGCACAAGCGGCCUCCCAGCAUCAACGGGGUCCCUCCUCAGGCCCUCCGGAGUCCCAGGGCCACUGUCUCAAACAGGACUGAGGGCGCCCAGCCUCAGGCGCCGCAUCCGCUCACGGUGUCGCCACAGACCAGCUCGUCGUCGCUGAUGCGCACGGGAACCGUCGCCGUCCUGGUGCCCGCCCAGAGCCAAGCUGGCUCACUGGUGUAG
This is a messenger RNA of Lampris incognitus (smalleye Pacific opah), 1440 nucleotides long. RefSeq names its product endothelial cell adhesion molecule b (gene esamb). Gene Ontology annotation, molecular function: cell-cell adhesion mediator activity. The record is from RefSeq and is a predicted model, not a curated record. The transcript has 8 exons. Gene Ontology annotation, cellular component: plasma membrane; adherens junction. Gene Ontology annotation, biological process: homophilic cell-cell adhesion. Bases 1 to 1440 code for a protein of 479 amino acids. Lineage: Eukaryota; Metazoa; Chordata; Actinopteri; Lampriformes; Lampridae.